AUGGAUAACAUGUACAGACUGGAGAAGAUCCUUGAUCGAUAUGGAAAAAAACAUGCUGAUGAUCUCAAUACCCUGGAUCUUCAGUCAAAAUCUCUGAACUAUAGUUCACACCAUGAGCUACUAGAACUUGUGGAAAGCAAGCUUGUGGAAUCAAUUGUCGAUGUAAGCGUGGAUUCCCUCGUUGAGCUAGAAGAUCACCUUGAGACUGCCCUCUCUGUAACUAGAGCUCAGAAGGCAGAACUAAUGUUAAAGCUUGUUGAAAGUCUCAAAGAAAAGGAGAAUCUGCUGAAAGAAGAGAACCAGGUUUUGGCUAGUCAGAUUGAGAAGAAAAAACUUGAGGGAGCCGAAGCUGAUAAUAUAGAGAUGUCAUCUGGACAAAUAUCCAACAUCAAACUUCCUGUAACUCUCCCGCUGCUUAAUUAACCACCUUUACUCGGCGGUUAAUCAAAAAAAGAAACAUAAUCUAAAGAUAACCGAUGUAGGUUUUACUUUCCGCUGCUUAAUUAACCACCUUUACUCGGCGGUUAAUCGAAAUUCAAAACAUAUAAUUAAAAAAUAACCUAUGUCAGCUUAACUCCCUGAUAAAGAUGCACGUUGUACAUCUUAAUUCUCUCUCUGGCUGAGAGGUUGUGUAAUAACUAUGCUUAGAUUAAAUAAAAAAAGAUAUCUAUUUAAGACAAAAGUUAUGGAUCUUUGUACCUUCGUCGAGAGAGAAGAUUGUAGCGAGUUAGUGUUUGUGUCCUUCGCUACUGGUAAGACUUUGUAUUUGCUUCAUGGUGAGGAUGUUUACUGCCCAAUUUGCAACAGAAACGUGGACCUCUCUGUAUUUAUUGUCUUCGAAGUUAAUAUGCAUUUAUCUAGUGUAACUAGCGCUGUCAAUUGGGCGGCAUACACCCAAAUGGGUGUGUCCAGUUAGGCCAUAUAACACUCAUACCCAAGAAUAUCCAUGCCCAUAUAACACUCAUACCCAAUAGCACUCAUACCCAAGUUAGCCUAUGCCCACUGGAAAUAACCCAAGACCCACCCAUUAUUGUUUUUUUUUUGCAAAUAGUUCAAUUUUGUUCAUAAUCAAUUUUUGUAAAAUAAAUUUAUAAACUUAUAUACUUAUAGCAAAUAAAAGUUAUAGAAUUUCUUUAAAUCCAGCAAUAAAAAUUCAAAUAUGACUGAAAUUGAAAUAGUCUCAAAGACAUUUGUUUUUAUUGAUUCUUUCACAGAAAUAUUGUAUGAUCUGUUGGCGACAUGCCAAUAACAAGGAUCACAAAAUCAAUUGUGAUAGCAAUCUUCAACCUGCUUGUCUACUUGUGUCUUCAGCUUGCAAGAAGGAAAAAAAAAGUCUUAACACCAAUUCUUUCAAAAACAGAGCUUUUGUAAUAGUCUCUAGACUCUGAACAGCAACGUACAUGAUCAAACAAUAUGCAAAGUUCGAAGCUAAGGCUAACUCUUUGUUGGUUAGUGGUUACUCUUCAACACUAAUCAAUAAGCAAAGUACAAGAUCAAACAAUAAUGAGCAGUAAACUAUCAUCCAUUAACGUCACACUACCGACUCCUGCCAGCACAAUGUUCUUGCAAAACUACCCAACAAUAUAUCAAAACUACACAGUAUUACUGUCAGUAAGCUUCAGCAAGGUGAAUGAACGAAAUGAAUAUCAAGUCAACUUCUACUAGAACUUCAAGUAAAUACGAGUUUUACUUGAAUGAGUAAGGUGUAGAAUCAUACCUCAAUUCAAGUCUAUAGACUCUCCACUCUCUUCUUCUUUCUCCUUCUCUUUAUCCUCUUCUUCUUUCUCCUCUUAUGUCUUCUCAACAGACUCAUCACCUACCCAAAAAUAAUAAUUUCAUGAAGAUUCUGAAGCAAUUUAUUAUAUGAAUAGAUUAUAACCAACACUUACCAAUUUCAGGAAAUCUAAUUGCCACCAAAACAAAGUGAUAGAGAUGAAUCGAUUCCCGAAUCAAGAAACAUGUGAGAAGUUCACUAAAAACAUGUCAGGCACACACACAGAGUUGACUUUGAGAUAAACAAAAACAAGAACUCUCCUGAAGACUUAAUGUCAUUGAAACUAACUAAAAGGAUACCUCACCAGCUAAAGAGUCAACCUUUAAGCUUAAAAUGAAUUUUUCCGAUGACAAAGAAAGUAACAAUAAGA
Molecule: messenger RNA, 2144 nt
Organism: Brassica napus (rape)
Lineage: Eukaryota; Viridiplantae; Streptophyta; Magnoliopsida; Brassicales; Brassicaceae
Product: MADS-box protein FLOWERING LOCUS C-like
Exons: 7
Coding region: 1-423 (140 amino acids)
Biological process (GO): regulation of DNA-templated transcription
Cellular component (GO): nucleus
Molecular function (GO): DNA-binding transcription factor activity
Source: RefSeq, a predicted model, not a curated record